UAGAAGGAACCAGGAAAAUAAUUCACUCCUCAAUAGGUUAAGCCAUAGGCCAUGACAUUUCCUGUUAGUUUCAAUCUUUCCUGCUUUAGAAACACACUUGUUUCUUACACAGUAAAAUGGAGAUGCAUCUCUCUACUUUGCAAUUUCUUGUGAUCUACAUCCUACAGACAGCUGGGUCUCCUGAGUCCUCUGUGUUCAGACCAACUGGAGGAUCCAUCACUCUGGAGUUCCAGCAACACCAGCAGCUGGAGGAGAUUAUAGAAAUCAUACAGUGGCACUUUGGCCUAGUUAAAAUAAUGAAAUAUGUACCUCACAAAGGCACUCUUAUAGUAUUCACCCAUAGAGACAGAGUGGAGUUUAAUAAGGAGACCUUCUCUCUGGAGCUGAAGAACCUGCAGAAGAAUGAGAGUGGACUCUACAGAGGAGAGAUCAGUACUAGAGAGACAGAAGUUCUGGCUGAGAUCAGACUCUAUGUUCUGGAUCCAGUGGAGGCCCCUGUCAUGUCUGUUGUCUCUAACGGGUCCAGCAGUGACUCCUGUAAUGUGACGGUGAUCUGUAGAGGUCGUGACCUCUCUCUGACCUCCACCUGUAACAGCAGCAGCUGCUCUCCAAAGGAAGGAGCCUCCACUGACUCCACCCUCACCCUCUCAGUCAGAGGUGUUGUCCUCUGUAACUAUAGCAACCCAGUCAGCUGGAAACAUGCUACCUUGCGAAUUAAACCUCUGUGUUCAAGUGAUGCAAAAACUCCCCCCAUAACUAUGAUUGUGAUCCCUGCGAUCAAAGCUAUUGCUAUAGUGUUCGUUGCUGGUGCUGCUAUAUUUGUGUAUCGACAAAGGAGCCGAGGUGGUGCAGCAGGAACAGCAACAGGUCCAACUCAAACAGAAUACGCUGAGGUCACGCCGUCUUCAGCUCUAGGUUUCUCUGAUCCAGGAGGCUCCACAUACAGCACUGUGCAGGAUACACAGCCAGCUGCAGCUGAGGAGAGUCCUUAUGAUGAGAUCUGUCUGCACACCCUUGAUGUAGACACAUCCUCUCUGGAUCCACUCAAAAACCCCAGCAGUAAUGGAGGAGUCGUUCCUCAGGAUCCCCCUCAGCCAGACUCAUGCCUCUAUGCUAAAGUGAGGAGGACCUGACACCAGACCCUGGCCUCUAUGCCACAGUGAGGAAGAAAGCUGCAGAAUGAGGCCACUGCUGCAGUUCACCCAUCAUACAUCUCCUGGAAUUGUGAUUGUGAUGAAAUGAA
Messenger RNA from Alosa alosa (allis shad), 1243 nucleotides. RefSeq names its product SLAM family member 7-like. The transcript has 8 exons. The coding region runs from base 117 to 1133 and encodes 338 amino acids. NCBI's taxonomy places the organism in Eukaryota, Metazoa, Chordata, Actinopteri, Clupeiformes, Clupeidae. The record is from RefSeq and is a predicted model, not a curated record.